Molecule: messenger RNA, 1950 nt
Organism: Lasiodiplodia theobromae
Lineage: Eukaryota; Fungi; Ascomycota; Dothideomycetes; Botryosphaeriales; Botryosphaeriaceae
Product: Zinc finger FYVE/PHD-type protein
Exons: 5
Coding region: 1-1950 (649 amino acids)
Biological process (GO): regulation of DNA-templated transcription
Cellular component (GO): Rpd3L complex; Rpd3L-Expanded complex; nucleus
Source: RefSeq, a predicted model, not a curated record
AUGAAGGCGUCCACGAUUCGAGAGCCCGCUGGCUCUUCCUCCGGCCCCGGCCGUCGCCAGUCAGCUCGACAGCAGCGCACCACUGCGACCCGACCGGCCAACUACUAUGCCCGACCUUUCGCUCCUCGGGGCCCCAUGGGAGGCGCCGACAAUGCCUCGACGAACACCGCUGCGCCUGGCUUCUUUCCAGCCAUCACACAUUUCACAGACACUAUAACCGCGCUGCCAAAGGAGAUUAUGAAGCAUUUCUCCAUGCUGAAGGAAGUCGAAGCGAAGACACACCAGCCAGAUGACGAGCUGCAGAGGCUGGCGGAACAAGUUUCGCAACUGCAUGCCCCGACGCGUCGGGAGGCGCAGCUCGCAGCGCUCAACACCGCGAAUGCAACAGGACAUAACACUGCCAAUGGAAGCGUUGCCGACUCGGUCACUCAAAACCAGACGCCUACCAAUCAGCAGCAAGGCAACGAUCUGCUCGAAAACGCGAACAAUGGCAAACUCAUGGACGAGGCUUCCAUUUUAGCCCGUCGUGAGCUGUUCCUCCGCUAUCGCUAUGGCUUAUCGCAAAUGUGCGCAAUGCUCGACGAGAAGAACGCGGUGCUUUCCAGCGCCAACCAGACGAUGGAUAAGCAAUUAGGUCGCAUGGAGAGCUCGUUCCAGCACAUUGACGAGGAGCUUACCUUCGAGGCGCGGUAUGGUAGCUUCUCCCAUUGGGCGUACAAGGACGGCGAUGAGAAGAAGAAAGCCACCAACGAACGCUCGCGUCGCGAAGUCGCCGCUGCCAACAACCUUGCAGCUGCGGCAGCAGCGGUCCACGAAGUAGAUAUCGCUGCUUCCAGGAGCGAAGCCAGACGUGAGGCGUUGCUCGCGAAGCAGAGGAAUCGCAACCAUUACGUCGACUCCGAGUUCGAAGACAGCAGACCGGUGAAGAAGCCGCCCACAAACCGUGGCAAGAAGGUCGCCGAGCCCGUCGGCCCGCCCGAUGCUAGGCUCUAUGGGUUGGGUAUUAGCAAUGGGCCAGGCCAGACGAAUAAGAGACGCAAGACCGAAAAGGGCGUGGCAGCUGCGCCUGCAAUGGAACGAUCAUUAAGUGGAGCCAUGCAGAACGCCCAACCGGGCCGCGCAAGUCCAAGAGAAACGCCAGUAGCAGAGGGUGGUAAGAAGAGGUCCCGCGCAGCUCCAGCUCCCACGGCCAUCAAGAAGAGAACACAAGCACUCGGGGCCCAGUCCCCUCAAGCUCCUUCAUCACCAGUGAUUGGAUCUUUCCACCAAACAGGACCGAAUGCGCAGCGCCCGCAGUCUUCUCGCGCCCGUCAAAACUCUGCCACGAAUUCUACCCAUUCGAACACCCAAGAUCCCGCUCGAAAUCGGCCACCGUCAUCGGCGUCGAACCGCGCCGUCAACGGUACGGCGAAUCCGUUGGAAGCUGAGCAGGCUGCAAAUGGCGCCAUCGCGGAACAUAACAUGAAACGUGAGGAUACAGAUGCACAGGAUGGUUCUGGGACGCCUGUGCAGACAGUAGUUACCCGUGCUGGGCGCACAUCGAAGACUGCUACACCUGUCGUGGGUAGCUUCCCCGCAGAUGUGCCCAUGGCUCGAAGCCGCAGCACGCGGAAUAACGGCAGCAGCCACGCGUCUUCCGAAUCCAACGUGCCAAUUGCGUCGACGCAAUCGCAGAAACGGUCGCACAAGAAGGGCGCGUCGGCGCUCCAGCAGCAGGCGAACAACGUCGAUGAUGGCAGCAGCUUGGCCGGUGAUCUUUCCGGUCCGGACAUUGAGGAAGAGAUCGCAGACGAUGACGAAGACGGUGACCAGGAGCGCUUCUGUUACUGCAAUGGUUGGUUCCAUUACGCCUGCGUAGGCAUUACCAAGGAACCAAACAAGAAAGCGAAAUGGUACUGCGACGACUGCAAGGAGAAGAUGAAGCGAUCACGACCCGGAAGCCGGCAAUGA